Molecule: messenger RNA, 1512 nt
Organism: Brassica oleracea var. oleracea
Lineage: Eukaryota; Viridiplantae; Streptophyta; Magnoliopsida; Brassicales; Brassicaceae
Exons: 3
Coding region: 1-1512 (503 amino acids)
Source: RefSeq, a predicted model, not a curated record
AUGGCGACGAGCUCCGCUACAGACAUAUAUAUGGUCAUUGAGGAGACAAGGAGAACUCCAUUCACAAACCGAAUCGCCAGCGCAAGGCUACACCAUGUUGGGAAACUCAAAUUUCCCGAGUACGCUGGGAAUACAGACCCGAAAGUUCAUGCUGGCUACUACCGCUUCUUUGCCAAAAAUCUCACUGGGGCCGCACUUGAAUGGUUCGCAGGCCUCGAGGAAAACUCAAUCGACAACUUCACCCAGUUGUUGUCUGCAUUCCUCAAACAAUACUCGGUUUUCAUUGAAACGAGGGUUACCGAGACAGACCUCUGGAAUCUCAAACAAGCGCCCUUCGAGCCAUUAAGAGCGUACAUAAACAAGUUCAGGGAAAUCAAAGCCAAGAUCUCGCACCCAAACGAAGUCAUGGCCCUGGCGGCGUUAAAGGACGGCGUCUAUUUCUCAUCCAAAUUCAGGGAAGAAAUGGCAGGGCGGGCACCAAUCUCGUUGGACAAUGCACUACACCGAGAUUCCUACUUUGCAACCCACGAGGAGGAGACCAGCGAGGAUACCGAAGAAGAAGAGGAAGAGCCAGCGACUCCAAAAUCUAAUCGAAAAGCUAAAGGCUCUUCGAAUAAAAGAGGCAGGGAAAGCGAGCCAGAGCCGCCUAGCUCUCCACCCCCAGCGCCGAAGAAAAGAGUCGACAUGAUCUUGUGGGGGUCAGAAAGCCAUACACCUAACAGAAUCGAGGGACAGACCAAAGGAAGAGUAUGCAUCGACAUUACGGUAGCAGUCCGAACACUGAAGCACCUCAAUGAAGCUACUCCCCCUAGUAUUACUCGAUACAACCCAAAUGCAGGGUCUCCCUUUAGGAAAAUCCCCAACUUCAAGCGAAAGCAGAAGAUGGCCAGAAUCCGUGAACUGCUAGAAAGACCAAUUGCCCCACAAAUUCAGAAGAAAGACAUCAUGCGAACCCUUAAUCGCAACAUGUCUGGGGGACAGAGACACUACCGACCAACACCAACCAAAAGAUGGAAUUUUCCGACGGACAACAAAGGCAAACAACGAAUCGACUUUAUCUACAGAGGCUCUAAAUUUUGCAACUCGGUUAACUCCAUCAAAGCAUACCAACGAAGAGCCGAAAAGAGCAUAGGAGUCAGAGAGCCUCUAUCAGGUCCCAACCAUGAAAUCAUCUUCGACAAAAAUGAGACUGCAGAUCUUGACAAACCACACGAUGACGCUCUAGUAAUACGACUCGACAUCGGCGGCUGCGAACUAUCUCGAGUAAUGAUCAACACCGGUAGCUUGGCUGAUGUCCUCUUCUACGACGCGUUCAAAAGAAUGGGGUUCAGCAAAGCACUCCUCAAGCAAGAACGAACCCCUCUGAUCGGGUUCGCAGGGGAAACCACCUACUCCCUUGGGUCAAUCGAGCUCGCUGUAACCGCCGGAGAAGUCAGAAAAAAUCGUGGAAUUCAUCGUGAUAGACCAUCCAGCCCCAUUCAACGCAAUCCUUGGAAGGCCCUGGCUAUAUAA